AAGGGGCGGUACCGAUGUGCUACACUACAAGCAAGAGCGAACGGAGAACCGGAGGAUGGAGGAGCAGACGAACCGCAGCUGCACGCGGAAGAAGAUAUGAUGUUUUAGGAGCAGUGCCGGCUCGGUGAGGCUGAACUUGUCGUUUUGGCCACUUUUGGUCCUCAAAUAGAAAGAUGGCGCCGUCGGGCUCGCGUAGCGUUGACUGCUGGAGAGUUUUAUACUGGAUCCCGGUGCUGUUCAUCAGUCUGAUCGUGGCAUGGUCCUACUACGCUUAUGUAGUGCAGCUCUGCAUAGAAACUAUUGAAAACACGGGAGAGAAAAUAGUUUACCUCCUGGUAUAUCAUGUGCUUUUCAUCAUGUUUGUGUGGUCGUACUGGCAAACCAUCUUCACAAAAUCUAUGAACCCGCUCAAAGAGUUCCACCUGUCACAUUCUGACAAAGAGCUAUUAGAGCGUGAAGAUCGGAGAGAAUCUCAACAGGAGAUCUUGAGGAGAAUUGCUAAGGAUUUGCCCAUUUACACACGCACAAUUUGGGGAGCUAUCCGCUACUGUGAUUGCUGUCUGCUGCUGAAGCCUGAUCGAUGUCAUCAUUGCUCUGCCUGUGAUAUGUGCAUUUUAAAGAUGGAUCACCAUUGUCCGUGGGUAAACAAUUGUGUGGGUUUCGCCAACUACAAGUUUUUCAUGCUGUUCCUAGCAUAUUCUUUGUUGUAUUGCCUCUUCGUCACUGCCACAGACUUCCAGUAUUUCAUUCAGUUCUGGACUAAUGGUCUGCCUGAUACCCAAGCCAAGUUUCACAUCAUGUUCCUGUUUUUCGCUGCCUCCAUGUUCUCAGUGAGCCUAGCGUUUUUGUUUGCUUAUCACUGCUGGCUUGUCUGCAAGAACAGAUCCACCUUGGAGGCUUUCAGAGCUCCUGCAUUCCAGCAUGGACCAGACAAGAAUGCCUUCAGUUUAGGAACAAGCAAGAACUUUCGGCAAGUGUUUGGAGAUGAAAAGAAAUACUGGCUGCUGCCGAUUUUUUCAAGUCUGGGCGACGGCUGUUUAUUCCCCACAUGUCUAGUGAACGCAGACCCUGAACAACCCUCCUCACCUUCUGGACGCAGCCCUUCAAUCAAAAGUGCUGGAGAAUCCCAUCAGUUUCCGCCUAAACCUCUGAGAGAGUCUCAGAGCCGACUGCUGAGCAGCGGACAGUCAGAGGGAAGUGAAGACCGAGACACGCUAGGUACAAGCAACCCAGCCUUGACUAUUGAGAAGGAAACUUAGGAGCGUGUUAAUGAAACUGGAGUUUUUGUGCUAGUGAUGUCUGUUGUCAGUGGAACAGAAAGGAUGUCUCCGCUGCUCUUGCACAGACUUGCAUUGCCCAUCUACUCUCUACCUGUGAUUCUUCACAAGAGCUGACAGUGCAGGAUUAUGGUGUGUACUGUACAUACAUGAGGGACCACUGAGUCUCUUGUCGUUCCUUGCAAACUGUAUGGCUAUCUUAAUGUGCUUAAAAAAGCCCACAAUUGUGGCUGAACAUUUGAAAACAUUACCAUGGUUCCUGCAAGACCCGCAUUUUUAAAAAUGUAGAAGUUUGUAAGGUAAAUGCCUUGAAAUCUAGCUUGCGUGGUGUAGGCAGUGCUGAAGAAGGUGUUUUGUUAGUCUGCGAAACGUGAAGUAUUUAUGCAUGCUGUGUGAUGGUGUUACGUAGUCGUGUUUCAUGUUUGAAAUGUGAACACUGAAAAGCCCAAGUGCUUUUGCACUACACUAGAACACAUUUGACCUGUUUUUGAUCCUGCAUUGUUGAAAUGCAGCAGCAUCCCUUAUUUUAUUAAUUACUAUACAGAUGCAUUUGCACAUCAUGACUAUAAUCUGUUUUAUUUGACAGUGUCAAUGAGGAUCUUGUCCAUCACUCUUAAGUCUGGAUUCCAGCUGUCAUGAAUUAUGCAAAGGUCUUAUACAAGCAAAAUGUAGCAAAUAUUUUAGGCCAUUUUUAGCGCUGGAUAUUCAGACAAAAACACUGUUUAACCUGACAAGCACAGGGAAGACAAAAAUACUAUAUAUGCACUU
Molecule: messenger RNA, 2045 nt
Organism: Sinocyclocheilus rhinocerous
Lineage: Eukaryota; Metazoa; Chordata; Actinopteri; Cypriniformes; Cyprinidae
Product: palmitoyltransferase ZDHHC2-like
Exons: 13
Coding region: 174-1259 (361 amino acids)
Molecular function (GO): palmitoyltransferase activity
Source: RefSeq, a predicted model, not a curated record